CUAGCCGCUGCUAGCCGCUGCUAGCCGCUGCUAGCCGCUGCUAGCAGCUGCUAGCCGCUGCUAGCCGCUGCUAGCUAGCUUCGUCUCCGUCAUAAAGCGGUCCCGGCGAGCGGACGGACAGACGGACGGCGGUGGGAUGCGCCAUGGCUUCGGUUCGGGUGGCGGUCCGUGUCCGGCCCAUGAACAGGCGGGAGAAGGAUUUAACUGCAAAAUGCAUCGUGAAGAUGGAAGGAAACGACACCUGCAUCAGCAACCUGCGGCUGCCAGAGGGCGUUUCCGGGGAGACGACGAGGGAGCGAACCAAGACCUUUACCUACGACUUCUCCUACGACUCGUCGGACAGCAAAGGCUCCACAUUUGUGUCGCAGGAAAAGGUCUUUAAAGAUUUGGGCUCCGACGUCCUGAAAGCUGCGUUUGAGGGCUACAACGCCUGCGUCUUUGCUUAUGGUCAGACCGGCUCGGGGAAGUCCUACACCAUGAUGGGCGCCCCGGGCGACGCAGGUCUGAUCCCGAGGAUCUGUGAAGGCUUGUUCAGUCGUAUCUCUGAGGCCACUCGAUGGGAUGAAGCGUCAUUUCGUACUGAAGUCAGCUACCUGGAGAUCUACAACGAGAGGGUGAGAGACUUGCUGAGGAGGAAAUCCACGCAGACCUACAACCUGAGAGUCCGAGAGCACCCAAAGGAAGGGCCGUAUGUGGAAGAUCUGUCCAAACACCUGGUGCAGAACUACAGUGACAUCGAGGAGCUGAUGGAGGCCGGCAACAUCAACCGCACCACCGCCAGCACCGGCAUGAACGACGUCAGCAGCCGCUCACACGCCAUCUUCACCGUCAACUUCACGCAGGCCAAGUUCGAUGCAGAGAUGCCCAGCGAGACGGUCAGUAAGAUCCACCUAGUGGAUCUGGCCGGCAGCGAGCGGGCCGACGCCACCGGCGCCACCGGAGUCCGACUGAAGGAAGGAGGAAACAUCAACAAGUCGCUGGUGACUCUGGGCAACGUCAUCUCUUCUUUAGCCGACAUGACGCAGGACGGCGUCAACACCAACAUGAAGAAGAAGUCUGUGUUUGUGCCCUACAGAGACUCUGUGCUCACCUGGCUGCUGAAGGACAGUCUGGGGGGAAACUCCAAGACCAUCAUGAUCGCCACCAUUUCCCCCGCUGAUGUGAACUACGGUGAGACCCUGAGCACGCUGCGAUACGCAAACCGGGCCAAGAACAUCAUCAACAAGCCCACCAUCAACGAGGACGCCAACGUCAGGCUGAUCCGGGAACUGCGGGCUGAAAUCGCCAGACUCAAAGCUCUGCUGGUUCAGGGCAACCAGAUUGCUCUCCUGGACUCGCCCACUGCUCUGAGCAUGGAGGAGAAGCUGCACCAGAACGAAGCCAGAGUCCUUGAACUGACUAAGGAAUGGACCAACAAAUGGAACGAGACGCAGAACAUCCUGAAGGAGGAGACUCUGGCUCUGAGAAAAGAGGGCAUCGGUGUGGUGCUGGACUCAGAGCUGCCUCAUCUGAUCGGCAUCGACGAUGACCUCCUCAGCACCGGCAUCAUUCUCUAUCACCUGAAGGAGGGACAGACGUUUGUGGGAAGAGAAGAUGCCUCCACUGAGCAAGACAUUAUCCUGCACGGUCUGGACCUGGAGAGUGAGCACUGUAUGUUUGAGAACCAGAACGGUACCGUGACUCUGGUGCCGCUCGGUGUGGCUCAGUGUUCUGUUAACGGGCUUCAGGUGUGUGAGCCGCUGCAGCUCAACCAAGGUGCCGUUAUUCUGCUCGGUAGAACAAACAUGUUCCGCUUCAACCAUCCCAAGGAAGCUGCCAAGCUGAGGGAGAAGCGUAAGAGCGGCCUCCUGUCCACGUUCAGCCUGUCCAUGAGCGACCUGUCCAAGUCCUGUGACAACCUGUCUGCUGUGAUGCUCUAUAACCCCGGUCUCUUCACUGAGAAGGGCCCCGUCUUCCUCAGGUUGGAGUUUGAGAGGCAGCAGCGAGAAGAGCUGGAAAAGUUGGAGAUGAAACGGAGGCUCAUCAAGGAGAUGGAGGCCAAGCAGCAGAGUGAGAAGGCAGAGCUGGAGCGUCUCCAACAGGAGGUGGAGAGUCAGCGCAAAGAGUCCGAGGAGGUGCAGCAGCGGAUCCUGUGUCAGGAGGAGAGCCUCCGCCGCCGCAGCCACGACAUCGAGAGCCGCCUGCGAGACUUCCUGGCAGAGAAGGAGCGCUUUGAUGAGGAGAGACGCUCAGAGGUCCAGGGGCUGGACCAACAAAGAUGGCAGCAGGGGCGCGAAGCAGAAGACAAGGAGGAGGAGCAGCAGCGGCGACAGGAGGCCUCAGAGCAGACCGAGAUCUACCGUGAGCUGAAGAGACUGAAGAGGGAGCGGGAGGAGCAGCAGGUUCGUCUAGAGACUGAGCGGCGGCGGCUGGAGGAGCAGGAGCGGGAGCAGCUGAGUGUUGUGGGGAGGCUGGAGGAGCAGCUCAGGGAGAAACAUGAGGCAGCCGCCACCCUGCUGGCCCGGGAGGAGCUUCACCGCCUGGAGGAGGAGCGCAGAGCGCUGGCUGAGAUCAGAGAAGCCCUCCUCCGAGCCAAAGAGGCUGGGGAGCGGCUGAGCACAGAGGAGGCCUGCGAGGAGGCGAGGGCGUCGCAGGCGAGAUACAAGGCCUUCAAGACGACUCAGGUGAAGGAGCUGGGCCAGCUGGAGGAGGAGCUCCGACUGCAGAAGGAGGGCCUGGAGAAGGAGGUGGCCGCCGAGCGUAGUCAACUGCUGCUCCUUGCCCACAGCCUCAGGGAACAGGACGCAGCCGCUGUCUGCCAGGAGGAGCAGCUGCUCCGACAGGCGGAGCACAGGCUGCAGUUUAAGGAGCGGCAGCUGGCCAAGAUGGCCGACAGCCUCCUCCCUGCGCUGGCCGAGGAAAAGCAGAGGGCUGCCGAGAUGCUGGAGCGCAGCGGAGGAGGCUCCAACGGGAACUGCGACGCUCCUCCAGGACUGGACAACACCCUGUACCAGGUGGAGAGGGAGCUGGAGGACAAAGAGGAGAAGCUAAACCUCCACUGGCUCCAUGCUCAGCAGCUCCAGCAGCUCCAGGAGACCUACGAGUUCACCGCCAACGUGGCUCGGCAGGAGGAGAAGGUGAGGAGGAAGGAGAAGGAGAUCCUGGAGGCCAAGGACAAGCAGCAGAGGGAGGCCAUGGAGCAAGCGGUAGCCCGGCUGGAGAGAAGGCACUCGGCCCUGAGACGCAGCUUCUCCCAGGAGCUCUGCACCGAGGAGCAGACGCACAGGAGCUCGACCCAAAGCAACCGGAAGAACCAGAGGAUGGGGGCGGAUCUGGACCAGCACAGGUCAGGGCAACACACACAGACAGAUGUGGGACACGAGACAGGUGAGUGUGGCUCACUGUUCUCGUUCAGGGUGGAGCGAGAGAUCAAAAAGCUCAGACAGAGAAUCAGUGAAGGAGAAGAAAACUGGAGUCACUCGGUCGGUACCGAGGACAAGACGAGUUCUCCCGUCAGUCACAUCCAGAGUCUGAACACGCCGCUGCCACUGUCGGACGACCGGAUCAACGCGUACAUUGAGGAGGAAGUCCAGCGACGAAUGCGGAAUCUGAACCUGCUGAACGGUGGCGGCGGUAGCAGCACAGACCUGACUCUGACCAGGGAGUCACUGAGGGAGGACGAGGACAUCAGCAACUGUAGCUCUGUUCGAUCUACAGACGAGGAUGAGGAAACGCUGAAAACCAAAAAUCCAAGCAGGUUGAAAUAUGAGCUCGUGGCGACGAGCAGCGAUGGCCUCCAGUCUGUCAAAGUCUGCAUUCCUCGCUACGUCCUUCGCGGGCAGGGAAAGGACGAGCACUUUGAGUUUGAAGUGAAGAUCACUGUAAUGGACGAGACCUGGACCGUGUUCAGGCGUUACAGCCGCUUCAGGGAGAUGCACAAGAACCUCAAGCUAAAAUACCCCGAGCUUGCAGCUCUCGACUUUCCUCCUAAGAAGCUGUUUGGAAACCGUGAUGAGCGGAUGGUGGCCGAGCGCCGGAACCAGCUGGAGCGGUACCUGAGGAGCCUGUUCCAGGUGAUGUUGUCUUCGUCCAGCUCUCCUCUCCGAACCCAUGCUGACGGCGGCCUCCAUCUGUCCAAAGGCGCCAUCUGCGAGUUCUCCUCCUUCUUCAAGAAGGGCGUGUUCGAGCACAGCAGCCACGGCACCGGCUGACCCAGCCGUGGUCCUGAAACGUCCCCUAGAAAUUAACCCGGGCUGCGGUCUGGAAGUAGCUCCAGAGGGAAGGUUCUGUUUGAAGAACCCAUGAAACUCUAAUCUUGUAACGUCACAUGAUCAGUUUUGCUUCAACGGAUGGUGAACAACUAAUUCAAGGUUUGAUGAUUCUGGGCCAGUUUGAUGCCGAGGCUCCAGACCUUCACUGUGAUGCUGCUGCUCUAUUGGUACGUGAAAUGUGCCUGAAGCUCCACGUUUCCUUUGCUUAGUUUAGUUGUUUAACCCGAUUCUCCAGCUACAGCUAAACUAAACGUUGGGGCUUUGAUUGGAGGGACUCUGAUCCCGUGCCGUUCAGGUCACUGGUGGCUUUAUUGGAUUUGCUAUUAAACAGCAGCAUGUGCAUUAAAAUGAACCAGCAGCUUCCUGAAGGUUUGUGUUGUAGGAUUCCACCAUUCCAGAUUAAAGCAGCUAAGAAACUGACUCGCAGAUGAUUCACGUCACAUACAAUUUUUAUUUUAGUCACAGAAGUGAACAUGAGUCUUCCACAUCACGACUAUUGACCAUGUUUAUAAAUAUUAAUGUACUUUUGUAGAUUGUAUGAAUGUCAGUAAAGAACCAGAAGAGUG
Molecule: messenger RNA, 4816 nt
Organism: Betta splendens (Siamese fighting fish)
Lineage: Eukaryota; Metazoa; Chordata; Actinopteri; Anabantiformes; Osphronemidae
Gene: kif16ba
Product: kinesin family member 16Ba
Exons: 27
Coding region: 144-4190 (1348 amino acids)
Biological process (GO): microtubule-based movement
Molecular function (GO): phosphatidylinositol binding; microtubule binding; microtubule motor activity
Source: RefSeq, a predicted model, not a curated record